Molecule: messenger RNA, 1634 nt
Organism: Verruconis gallopava
Lineage: Eukaryota; Fungi; Ascomycota; Dothideomycetes; Venturiales; Sympoventuriaceae
Exons: 1
Coding region: 694-1035 (113 amino acids)
Source: RefSeq, a predicted model, not a curated record
GCGUCGCCCGCACACGUCGCCAGCGACUCGCAGUGCCCGUCCCGCCCUGCCCUGGCCUUGCCGCCCCCUCGCCCGCGCGCUCUCUUCGGCGCGGUGCCUUCGCUUUAAGUUUCCCCCGUCCGCGCUCGACUCUUGCCUCAGCAACCUCCGAACCGCCCCCCGGAUCAUCUCGCCUUGGCUGCUCUUUGCCUUUCCUUCACUCAUCUACCACCGCUCCGGCUGUCUCUCCUCCCAGUCUUGGCCUCUGCCUCUUUUUGUUCCUUUGCUCUCCUUCGCUGGUCCUCGAAACCUUCUUCGUGCGCUCGUCCGCUUCCGUUCGUCUCCCAACUUCCGUCGCGCUCCUUCGCCGCGUGCCUUUCCAGUCGCUCGUUCGAGCCAGCCUAUCUGCACCCAAGAGCAACCCUGUCAACCACUCCUCUCGUUCGCCACGCCCCCGUUCUUUGGGACCCGGAUCCGCAAAAAAAAAAAUUCACAGCAUUCUAGGUCCCGCCGUCCGGCGAGGAAUCGUUUACGUUCUUUCGCAUACGCCAAGUAUAUAAAUCCGCGGCGUGGAGUUCGAAUCGUGGCCCACCUCGCACGCCUUUGUCGUCCUGCCUAGAGCAACAACAGACUUGCGCUCCUAUUCCGACCGCGUCGCAUUCGCUUGUCAACCCACGCUCUUUUGAUAGUCGCCCGACUGCUCACUCGCUCGCAAUGCGCUUCUCUCUGCUCGUCGCCGCCGUCGUGCCCGGCAUGGCCCUCGCACAGAACGGCUACGGCGGCAGUUCCGCCGCCGGUGGCCAGACCACUACCAUUCACGUCACCUCCACAGUCACGGGCACCGUCACCAACGUCGUCACGGCCACCAUGACCAAGUCCAACAGCAGCGCGCUCGUCACGCCGCUCACGCACGCAAACACCACCACCACCAAGGCCGUCACUUCCCCGUCGGCCACCUCCGCUCUCCCUGUUCAGGUCACCAACGCUGCCCCACGAAGCGCAAUGGACGUCGCGCUCGCCGGGAUUGCGGGCGCAGCCCUGUAUAUCCUUCUGUAAAUACCCAUGGCCUUUGAGCGCACGGUGUAUCCUCUCCUUCGCGACCCAUGGAACCUAUCUUUAUGCUGGUCACGAGCCGCGCCCAUUCCUGCAGAGGUGUGCAACAGGCCUGCACCCUCAUGCCUUGGAACGAACACCAAGAGCCGUCAUCGAGAGGAACCGAAUCACGGCGCCCAACACGUUAUGCCCCUUCAUCACGAUCAGCUUUUGCAUAGACGCUUUUUGGAUUUGCUUUUAUUUCCUCUUUUUCCAAGCAUUCGUUGAAGACAACCUACCACUAUCCAAGCUUCUUCCAGCUUCGAAUCUUUCACACAUUCACUUCAAUCGACGCUUGAGGCGCAGACGGCGGAGCUGGCUUGGUGAUACCCCCUUACUAUAUUGCUGCUGCAUUUUGUUACGCGAACACGCGCGGGGACGAGGGAGAGCAUCAUUGCGUUCUUUUUUUUUUCCCCUUUGUAACUGUUGAUUCGCGAAAGGGGCUGCAGCGACGUGCGAGUGCAAAGGUCAAUGGAGAACAGCUAGAUAUGCAGAUGACCACCUCAAAGAGAGCAACAAAAUUAAAGAUCAUACGAAAAUCAUUCAAGGACUCAAGUAUCAUC